AUCCUUUUCCCCUUUUUUCCCACUUUACGUUGAAUCAGCGGAGACGCAAAAAAGAAGUGUGAGAGAGAGAGAGAGAGAGAGAGAGAGAGAAAGAGAGAGAGAGCAUAUAUAGAGAGAUAUUUUCUUUACCAUUUCGUCUAACAUCCCAAUUUUUCUUCUUUCUUCCUUGUCAAACUUAGGGUUUCUUCCUUCUCCUUUGCUUCUAUCAUUUUAUGCGUGUGAGUUGAAUUUGAUGUGGAUGAAUAUUGUUGGCUUUUCUGUGGAAUCCUCGUGCUAGCAAGGAGAAGUAGCUUGAAUUUGAGGGUUUAACCUAUCCCUGUUGAAAAAAGGUUAGCUGAGUUUUGGGUUAGUAGAAAGGUGAUCAGGUUUUAAUUUCUUGGUGUUUGACUAUGCCAACAUCCUGGGCUGAUUCGGUUUCUGCAGCCGAGAAUCUGGCUGCUGCUUGCCCAAAGUCAUCCUAUGUUCCACCACAUCUUAGAAACAGGCCUCCUUCAAUAAAUCCUCCUCAGGCCUCCUAUACUGGGCCUGCUGCAUCCUCUCAGGACCAAAUUGGUUAUGGUGGCCCAAAUGUAGGUGGAAGUCGUUGGAGUGGUCCAAGGAAUGAUUUCCGAUCUGGUUAUGGCGGUGGAGGAGGCCGUGGCAGUGGCUGGAAUAACAGAACCGGUGGUUGGGAUCGCGGGAGGGAGCGGGAAGCUAACCCCUUUGCAGAGGAUGAAGCUGAACCCUUUGUUGAGCCAGAGAAUUCUGGGAUCAACUUUGAUGCAUACGAGGAUAUUCCUGUGGAGACAAGUGGGGAUAAUGUACCCCCUCCUGUGAACACUUUUGUUGAGAUUGAUUUAGGUGAAGCUGUCAACCUAAAUAUCAGGAGAUGCAAGUAUGUUAAACCAACCCCUGUGCAAAGGCAUGCUAUACCAAUUGCACUUGCUGGUAGAGAUUUGAUGGCUUGUGCUCAGACUGGUUCUGGAAAAACGGCUGCUUUCUGUUUUCCCAUCAUAAGUGGAAUAAUGAGGGGACAAUUUCCAAGACCUCCACGUCCGCGGGUGGCAUUUCCGCUGGCUCUUAUUCUUUCUCCGACUAGGGAGCUCUCAUGCCAAAUUCAUGAUGAAGCUAAGAAAUUUGCAUAUCAGACUGGUGUCAGGGUGGUUGUUGCUUAUGGUGGUGCUCCCAUAAACCAACAGCUUCGAGAACUAGAGAGAGGAGUGCAUAUUCUUGUGGCAACACCUGGGCGGUUGGUUGAUUUGCUUGAGAGAGCUAGAGUCUCGUUACAGAUGAUAAGGUACUUGGCUCUAGAUGAGGCAGAUCGAAUGCUUGAUAUGGGUUUCGAACCUCAAAUAAGGAAAAUUGUGCAACAAAUGGACAUGCCUCCACCAGGUGUAAGGCAGACAAUGCUGUUCAGUGCCACUUUUCCCAAAGAGAUUCAGAGACUUGCAUUGGAUUUUCUUUCAAGCUAUAUCUUCUUGGCUGUGGGAAGGGUUGGCUCUAGUACUGAUCUGAUUGUCCAACGAGUUGAAUAUGUUCAGGAGACUGACAAGAGAAGCCACCUGAUGGAUCUCCUUCAUGCACAGAGGGCAAAUGGUGCUCAUGGCAAGCAAGCUCUUACCCUUGUUUUUGUCGAGACGAAAAAAGGAGCUGAUUCACUGGAGCACUGGCUUUGUAUGAACGGUUUCCCUGCUACUGCUAUUCAUGGCGAUAGAACUCAGCAGGAAAGGGAAUAUGCCCUGAGAUCCUUCAAAAGUGGUAAUACACCAAUCUUGGUUGCAACGGAUGUGGCAGCACGUGGUCUUGAUAUACCCCAUGUUGCUCAUGUUGUCAACUUUGACAUUCCAAAUGACAUUGAUGAUUAUGUCCACCGUAUUGGAAGAACAGGACGAGCAGGAAAAUCAGGUUUAGCAACAGCCUUCUUUAAUGAGAAUAAUUCUUCUGUGGCAAGAUCACUGGCUGAUCUGAUGCAAGAAGCAAACCAAGAAGUACCUGCUUGGCUCUCUCGCUAUGCUGCUCGAUCUUCACAUGGAGGCGGCAAAAACCGUCGUGGUGGAAAUCGUUUUGGUGGCCGUGAUUUCCGAAAAGAUUCCUCUUUCAAUCGAGGAGGGGUCACAGACUACUAUGGUGGGGCCAAUAUGAGCAGUGGCUAUGGUGCACCUGGUGGGCAUGCUGCACCAUAUGGUGGUGCUGGUGUGACUAGUGCCUGGGACUAACCAGCCACAAUUUGCAAAUUCAGAUACAGUUUCAAUUUUGCAGUAGCAGAUCUCUACUCACUUUAGUGUCAAUCUCUUUAUUUUGCUCAUUUUUGUAAGUUUUGACGAUUCGUAAUGAAGUCUUCGCUGCAAUGGUGGUUUGGGUUGCUGUGACAUAGUUAGGGCUUGAUGGGGAUGUGUAAAUCUUGGCAGGUGGUGGUGAAUACUUACUACUAACAGAUUAGGAUUUACUUUGCCUUGCUUAACUUCUCCCUUUGCUUUUUCCCUCUGCUUUAACAUUUUGGUAGGUGGAUGGAUGUGUUAAAGAAUAGGUCUCAUGUAUAGGGGGGAGUGUGUUUCUGCCAGCAAUUGAUUUAUAUGUCUCUUAGGUGUAUUCUUUAUCAACCAAAUGUAUUGGUUGUAGAUUUCAAGUACAGGGCCCUUGAAGUGUUGUGUUCAACUCUAAUCACUGUUGUAAUAUUACAAAUUCAGUGCUUAAGUUUUGUACUACUAUAAUGGUCAUGUUAUGUUUUCUUAUUGUCA
Messenger RNA from Solanum dulcamara, 2717 nucleotides. RefSeq names its product DEAD-box ATP-dependent RNA helicase 37-like. The record is from RefSeq and is a predicted model, not a curated record. The transcript has 7 exons. Bases 390 to 2195 code for a protein of 601 amino acids. Gene Ontology annotation, molecular function: RNA helicase activity; ATP binding; RNA binding. Gene Ontology annotation, cellular component: nucleus. NCBI's taxonomy places the organism in Eukaryota, Viridiplantae, Streptophyta, Magnoliopsida, Solanales, Solanaceae.